GUCCGGCCUCUGCUCUUUGUGCUCUUCCUGGGGAUCUACCUCCUGACCCUGCUGGCGAACCUGACGAUGCUGCUGGUGAUCAGGACUGACUCCCACCUCCACACGCCCAUGUACUUCUUCCUCAGUCACCUCUCCUUCCUCGAUCUCUGUUUAACUUCAGUCACUGUGCCCAAACUGCUGGACAAUCUCCUGUCUCAGAAGAAGUCGGUCUCAGUAGAAGGCUGCCUCGCGCAGGCUUUCUGUGUGUUUUCCACCGUGGGAACCGAAGCCUGUGUGCUGUCUGCCAUGGCCUAUGACCGCUACGCUGCCAUCUGCUACCCCCUGCUCUACAGUCAGGUGAUGAGCAAACAGUUGUGUAGGGGUCUGGUGUGUAUAUCAUGGGGAGUGGGCUUUCUGGAUGCUCUCAUUAACACCCUCAUGGCUCAGAAUCUGCAGUUCUGCGAGGCUCAUGCCAUGCCUCACUUCAGCUGUGAGCUGCCCUCCCUGUUUGCCCUCUCUUGCUCUGAUCUAACCAGCAACUUUGCAGUCUUGAUAGGCGCUGCCCUUGUGCAUGCCCUGGGGACCAUCCUCCUGAUCUUCUUCUCCUACGGCCACAUUAUCUCCACCAUCCUGAGCAUCCGCUACACCGCAGGCAGAAGCAAGGCCUUCUCCACCUGCUCCUCCCACCUCGCUGCAGUGAGUGUCUUCUACGUGUCUGCUUUGCUUCGCUACCUCAUGCCGGCCUUGAGCGCUCCACUGGAGCUGACUCUGUCAGUGCAGUACAGUGUGCUCACGCCUCUACUGAAUCCCCUUCUCUACAGCCUAAAGAACAAAGAAGUAAAGGCAGCCCUGAAAAGAAUGUUGCAAAAGUUUUUACAUCAUCUUAAAUAA
Erinaceus europaeus (western European hedgehog) is the source of this 870-nucleotide messenger RNA. RefSeq names its product olfactory receptor 8S1-like. The record is from RefSeq and is a predicted model, not a curated record. The transcript has a single exon. NCBI's taxonomy places the organism in Eukaryota, Metazoa, Chordata, Mammalia, Eulipotyphla, Erinaceidae. Bases 67 to 870 code for a protein of 267 amino acids. Gene Ontology annotation, molecular function: olfactory receptor activity; G protein-coupled receptor activity. Gene Ontology annotation, biological process: G protein-coupled receptor signaling pathway. Gene Ontology annotation, cellular component: membrane.